AUGUUUGGAAAAAUUCACACUCUGGAGCAGAGUGUGAAUAAACUAGCAAGUGAAGUUGCAAAAAGCCACAACAAGCCGAUCUCAUUUGCUGAGGCCGUGCAACUGCCAAAGAAGAGGACCGCACCUUCUACAUUAUCGAGUGCCGCCUCCACUGCUGCAGCCAGGGAGUCUCCGCCCCGGACCAAGAAGCUGUCGCCCAAGGAGAAUGUGAUCAUCCUGAAGCCAGCAAAAAUAAAUGGAACGGAAAAGGAACAAAGCGGAAAAAUUCGAGAAACAAUAAAGAAGAACAUCACCCGUGAACAAAAUUUGAACAUUAAAAAAGCUGUUGAUGUCCGUGGUGGGGGUGUGCUGUUGGUGCUUCACCCAAGGGCCAAUAAGGAAAAUGUUUUGGGUGAUAAGGUCCUGCAACAUCCAAACAUAAAGGAUGAUAGUAGCUCAACAAAUCUGGCUUAUGAAUCUGAAAAUUCAAACUAUGGAGUGCAACUGACUGAUAAUGACGAGUUUCUAAAUACCACAGCAGAACCACAACAAUUCAUUGAUGAUGGACUUCCGAAUGAUACAGGACAUUAUGGAGAUGAACCAACUAAGGAUGGUAGUAACUCAACGAAUCUGGCUUAUGAAUCUAAAAAGUCAAACUAUGGAGUACAACUGACUGAUAAUGCCGAGUUUCCAAAUACCUCAGCAGAACGACAACAAUUCAUUGAAGAUGGACUUCCAAUUGAUACAGGACACUGUGGGGAUGAACCAACAGAGGUUGCAAGUAGUGAUGAUGAGCUUCCUAUUGAAUAUGACUCUGACAAAGAUCCAGAAUAUGUAGUGAGUGAUGACCAGAUUUCUAUUUCAUCCAUUCAAAGUGAAACAGCAGCUGCCGAAGAAGAAGAAGAAGAAGAAGAAGCUGAAGAAGAAAAUGCUGAUACUGAAAAUGAAAAGAAGAAAACUCGCAAACGUGUAAGAAAACCAGACAAAUGGAAGUGCAAUAUACGGAAGAAGAGAAAAAACUGUGGAGAAGAAUACAUAUCAAAGAGUGGAAAAACAGUUGCUGCUAAGAAGAUGAAACCAGCUUGCCGUACUUCAUGUAAAAAGAAAUGCACAGAAAACAUUUCAGAAGCAGACAGACACUGCAUUUACAAAAAUUAUUGGCGACAAGAAAACAAUAACGACUUCAGAAGACAGUUUGUUGCAAAUAAUGUUUGUAGUGUGCCUGUUGCUCGAAGAGUCGUUGAAACACUUGAUAGACCACGAAGAAAUUCAACAUUUCACUAUUUCUUUGAGAUAAGAAAUAAUAAAAUUCAAGUGUGUAAAACAUUUUUUCUAAAUACGCUAGUUAUUUCAGAAAUGACUGUUAAAACAGCUUUAAGGAAAAAAACAGACAGUGGAAUAGUAUCACCUGACAAGAGAGGGAGAAAGCCACCUCCAAAUAAAUUGGACAGUGAUAUAAGAGAGUCAGUAAGAAUUCACAUAAGGUCUUUUCCUGUAAUGGAAAGCCAUUACAGCAGAGAACGAACUGCUAAACAUUACUUAGGAAAUGAACUGAAUAUUAGAAAAAUGUAUUUGUUGUACAUUGACUAUUGUAAGGAUAAAAACGUGGAAGAAAAUAUGAUAGCAAAAGAGUGGCUUUACAAUACUAUCUUCAACACAGAAUUUAAUUUAUCAUUUAAGCAACCGGCAAAUGACACAUGUGAUACAUGUGAUGCAUUUUUAACUCAAUUAAAAAAUUGCAAGGGUCAAGAUGAAGAUGUACUUAAUAUACAAAAAAAUUAUGACUUGCAUCUGAAGGAAGCCAAACGUCGAUAUGCUAUUAAGAAGGAAGAUAAAGUUGCUUCAAAAGAAAGCAACUCCAAAAAAAUCUGUGUCAUGAUUGACUUACAAAAGUGUCUGCCAACGCCCUAUCUGACAAAUUCGCAGGCUUUCUACUUGAGAAAGCUGUGGACAUUAAACUUGACAAUUCUUAAUGCCACAACUGAUAAGAGUCAUUGCGCGAUGUGGGAUGAAACAAUUGGUGGUCGUGGAGGCUGCGAGGUAGCCUCGUGCAUUUUAAAAUGGGCCCUUGACAAUGUAAAUAAUGAAACUACAGAGGAACUGACACUAUGGUCCGACAACUGCGCAGGGCAAAAUAGAAAUUUUGUGCUAAUUGCUUGUUAUGUAUGGCUACUACGUCUUUUGCCAAAUUUAAAAGUAAUCAAUCACAAAUUCCUUCUCAAAGGGCACACGCAUAUGGAAGUGGAUGGUGUGCACUCCGUGAUUGAGAGAGCAAAAAAAAGAUUAGGAAAUUCAACGAUGAUGAUACCGUGGGAUUGGCAGCAGUUUGUGAGGCAAUGCCGUUUCAGGGAUGUGAUUGAUGUCUACAAUAUGACAUUGGACGAUUUCAAAAAUUUUAAAAAGCUGUAUGAGUAUAUAGUAGGUGCUUAA
This is a messenger RNA of Nilaparvata lugens (brown planthopper), 2409 nucleotides long. RefSeq lists its product as uncharacterized. Lineage: Eukaryota; Metazoa; Arthropoda; Insecta; Hemiptera; Delphacidae. The transcript has 4 exons. The coding region runs from base 1 to 2409 and encodes 802 amino acids. The record is from RefSeq and is a predicted model, not a curated record.